Messenger RNA from Raphanus sativus (radish), 939 nucleotides. Its product is annotated as transcription factor MYB23. Lineage: Eukaryota; Viridiplantae; Streptophyta; Magnoliopsida; Brassicales; Brassicaceae. The coding region runs from base 1 to 861 and encodes 286 amino acids. The transcript is spliced from 5 exons. The record is from RefSeq and is a predicted model, not a curated record.
AUGGGAGGAAGGAGCCAAAUCGGUGGUUCAGUCUUCCAAAGUAAAUGUGCUUUGGCUUUUCCUUCUACUCCUACUCGAGGAGCGUCGCUGCCUCUCCUCUCACCUCCGUCUUGCCUCCCGGUGGCUCAAGGGUCGUGUAGAUUUCAGGGUUCUCUAGGACCUUUCCUCAGAAAUUCAAUUUCUGUGAGCGGCGGAGCAGAGGGUUCUCCUAAUGUGCUUGCUGCUAGUCACGAUGUCAGAGAUUUGUUGUUGCUGGUUCCACCUGUUGUUGAGGGGUCUAUGGCUCCUCCUGUUCUCAAUCCUUUGCCGAGUACCGAGAUAUGUGAAUCUCUCGAGUGGUUUCUUGGUGUUUGGUUCAACGAAGUCUUCCUCAGCUUGCACCGGUUUGGUUUUGCCGUGCCUUCCGUGUCGCAGCUUGAGAGUACCUUCGGGUGGUCUUUGAUAGCUAAAAGAGUACCUGGACGAACAGAUAACCAAGUCAAGAAUCACUGGAACACUCAUCUCAGUAAGAAGUUCGUCGGAGAUUAUUCCUCCGCAGCCAAAACCACCGGAGAAGACAACUCUCCAGCGUCACUGCUCAUUUCCGCCGCCACAGCUUCUAAUCGUCAACACCAACAAGACAAAAUCUGCGCCAAGAGCUUUGACGGCCUCGUACCAGCUUCGUACGAGAACAAAGCAAACAUGGAUUUGACACAUAGCGACGUCGUAUUGGGAAAUACUAAUCAUCCAAGUCUCGACUUCAAAGAAAGAAACAACUUUGAUGGCAGUAACGCUUUCUGGUUUAAUGAAGACGAGUUCGAGCUCGUGAGUUCAUUCGCUAUGAUGGAUUUUGCUUCGAGUGAUAUUGGCUACUACCUCUAGUUUCAUAACUGUUAGUUUCAUUACUAUAUUAAUUCUGAUUCACUAUGGAUAUUUGAUAUAAAUUAAUGGAAUACGAUC